AUUUGGCGACGGGGAAAACUACUAUUAACCACUCAGCAGCAGCAACAUAACAAUUUGGCGACGGGAAAACUAUGGAUCCUUCUAAAUUGGAAUUAUUGUUUGAACGACAAAUGAAAUUAAUGGAAAUGUUCGUCAACCAACAGACUGGUCCAGCUUCACCUUCAAGCAAUCCGAACCAUACCAUGCUACCAUCUGUCGAUGGAAUUGUGAAUAGUUUUUCACAGUUCAAUUAUAAUCCAGAUGCGAAUAUCACUUUCGACACAUGGUAUCAACGUUAUGAGGAUUUAUUCACUGUUGAUCUCGCCUCACAAGACGAUGCUUGGAAGGUGCGAGUGUUGUUACGUAAAUUGGGUCCCGCAGAAUAUGAACGGUACUGCAACCUAAUUUUACCCCAGAAACCACGUGACAAGUGUUUCGGUGAUACAAUAAAGCUGCUGAAUGAACAUUUUGGAGACCACUCCUCAUUAUUCAGUAUACGUUAUCGUUGCCUCAAGCUGACAAUGAAUGAAAAUGAUGAUUUUCUUACUCACGUUGGCACAGUCAACCGAGAAUGUGAGAGAUUUCGACUCAGGUCCUUAACAGAUGAUGAGUUCAAAGCCUUAAUUCUCAUAUGCAGUCUUCAGUCUCCUCGUUUCACAGAUAUCCGAACUCGACUGCUCAAUCAGCUAGAACAAAAUCCUAAGUUAACAUUACAUGACAUAGCUGAUGAAUAUCAACGGCUGAUUAAUUUGCAGAAAGAUACACACCUGGUCGAAUCAACACCUUCGAGAAGCUCUGAUAUUUAUGCAUGACGAAAG
Molecule: messenger RNA, 797 nt
Organism: Trichobilharzia regenti
Lineage: Eukaryota; Metazoa; Platyhelminthes; Trematoda; Strigeidida; Schistosomatidae
Source: the annotation of a GenBank genome assembly